UCAUUCUACACGCAGGCAGCUAGCUAGUCUAGAGAGUGAAAGCCAAUAGUACAGGAGAAGCAGAGCUGGCCGGCAAAUAUCUUCCACCGGCCGGCCCUCUCUUCUCCGAUGGAUCAGGCUCCCCAUGGGGCAGCCGCUUCACUAGACCUGUCCCUGACCCUGGCCCCCGUGACACCGCCAUCACCAGCAGCACCCCCAUCCUCCUCCUUUUGGGCUGAAGGAGACGCCGCUGCCGGCCACGGCGGCCAUGGUGGCCAUGCCGGCGAAGGGAGAUCGAGGCGGCUGUUCUCGUGCCUCUUCUGCGACAAGAAGUUCCUCAAGUCUCAGGCGUUGGGGGGCCACCAGAAUGUGCACAAGAAGGAGCGGGCCGGCAGCUGGAACCCCCACCUCUACCUCCAAUCCGACCACGGCGACCGGCCGGCCACCGCGGCAGCACAGGCGCCUGCGAGAUGGCCAAACACGCGCCUUGACGACGGCGAGAAGCAGUUGCAGCAGCAGCAGCAGCUUGAUCUCAAGUUCUCAACCUCAAGCUUUAAUUAGCUAACUCGUGUGUACGUUUUUACUUUUUUUUUGCGGGGUGUAUGUACGUUUUUACUAUCUUCCUUUCCAUCUUCUUAUCCACCUUAAACUAGCUAGUGUGUGCGCGCGCGCACUGAACGUAUUCGGAUGUUCGUUCUGUACUGUACAUAUACUUUGGUUCUUAGUAUUACCUAUGGUCU
Molecule: messenger RNA, 719 nt
Organism: Triticum aestivum (bread wheat)
Lineage: Eukaryota; Viridiplantae; Streptophyta; Magnoliopsida; Poales; Poaceae
Product: probable transcriptional regulator RABBIT EARS
Exons: 1
Coding region: 109-540 (143 amino acids)
Molecular function (GO): DNA-binding transcription factor activity
Source: RefSeq, a predicted model, not a curated record